AAAUAGCGGACCUCUCUGUCCUCUCCCUCGUCUUCCUCCAUCCAUGCAUCUAUUCGUGUGUGCGCCAAGUCAUGCACUGAAUACUGCGGGAUAUCGUGAAUGUCAGCGUGAAGGAAAGCGAGAAGAAAGAGGACUGGAUCAUUUUGUCUGUCGGGCAUCAUGAUACUGGAUACAGUGGAAUGUGAGUUGUGAGGUUGGUGCAGUGAAUCCAACAUGGAGGAGAAGAAGAAUGGAGGAGGAGGGGAGCAGUGGUCUUCUCCAGGAGCCUCGUCUGCUCCCUCCAGCCCUGCCUGCUACAGGAGCAGCAUCAUAGCUUUCCUCUUCUUCUUCCUCGUUAUCGGGGUCUUUGUGGGCCUGCUCAUUGCCUACUUGGUGCAGGAGCAGCACUAUUUUAUGGAGACGGUGGAGCUGAAAGGUCUGAAGUAUGAUCCAGUUCUGCAGGAUGAGAACUCUGGUUUUUCCAUAGUGCUGACAUCAGUUUUAAAGUCCAAGAUUAAAAAUGUCUUCACUGCCUCGUCGAUAUCACAUCACUACGUUGAUUGGAGUAUUGUUGCCUAUGGUAACAUUAAUGGUGAUGUGAUGGCAACAUUCAGACUGGUCUUCAGGGUGUCCAAGGUCCAGCGGUAUUCAGAUAACUUUAUUCAGGACCUGCUGAGAGCUGGACUCAGCGCUGUAAUGCACGGGCAGCCACUGGAGGUGCCUGGAUUUGGAGAGAUCAACGCUAUCAUCUUACUGGGAGCCAGUGGGAAAUCAUUUUAUGCUAUUGGAGAUGAGAUAAUAGCCAGGUGUCCUGACAACACCUUCAGCUGUGACAACGGAGAAUGCGUCACCAAACUGAAUCCAGAGUGUGACUUCAUCCCAGACUGCGCAGACGGAUCUGAUGAAGCUCGUUGUGCCUGUGGUACACGUCCCGCUAUGGGGAGUCGGGUGGUGGGUGGUGAGGAUGCUCGCCAAGGGGAGCUGCCAUGGCAGGUCAGUCUGAGGCACCAUGGACGCCACACAUGUGGAGCCUCCAUCAUCAACCAACGCUGGCUGGUCAGUGCAGCACAUUGCUUUGAGAGGGACAACGACCCCAGAGAGUGGACAGCCCUUGUAGGGGCCAGUAGAGUGAGCGGAGAGGAGUCUGAGUCCACAACCAUUAACAUCAAGUCGCUGGUUGUGUCUCCGGACUACAACCCCAUGACCACUGACAACGAUGUCACUGUGCUGGAGCUGGAGACUCCUCUCACCUUCAACUCUUACAUCCAGCCUGUGUGCUUGCCCUCCCUGUCUCAUGUGUUUGCCCCUGGACAGAGCUGCAUGGUGUCAGGGUGGGGCGCACUGCACCAGUUUAACGCGGAUGUGCCUCCCGUACUGCAGAAGGCAGUGGUGAAAAUCAUUGACUCCAAGGUGUGCAAUAAAUCUUCUGUGUACAGAGGAGCUGUUUCCCACAACAUGAUGUGUGCCGGAUUCCUGCAGGGCAAGGUGGACUCAUGUCAGGGUGACUCUGGAGGGCCUCUGGUGUGUGAGGGGGCCCCAGGGAGGUUCUUCCUGGCUGGGGUGGUGAGUUGGGGUGUUGGCUGUGCCAUGAUCAACAGACCUGGGGUUUAUUCUCGCGUCACAAGGCUCCGCAACUGGAUUCUAAGCCAUGCAGAUCCCAGCUUGGUCCAUGAUUACUCCCAAUCUGUUCCCACUGUGCCAGUAACUGUGACAGGUGGAGUCUUCCAUAAUCUUCCAGUACCCAUAACCAUAGCCAUGGAUGUGUCAUCUGCACCAACACUAACUGGGUCAAACUGCAGUGGAAAUUUCCAGUGUAGCACCACAUCCUGCAUCAGUAAGGUCAACCCAGAGUGUGACGGCGUCCCAGACUGCCAUAACCAGGCCGACGAAAGAAACUGUGACUGCGGAGCACGUCCUGCGUUGGGCUCCCAAAGGAUCGUGGGUGGGGUCACAGCUCGAAGAGGGGAGUGGCCUUGGAUUGGCAGCCUCCAGUACCAGAGACUUCACCGAUGUGGCGCCACACUCAUUCACAGCAAAUGGUUACUCACAGCGGCACACUGCUUCAAAACUGACCCCGGCCCCACUCACUGGGCUGUGAGCCUGGGAUCCGUGCUGCGCUCUGGGUUAGGAGCCCUGGUCAUCCCCAUCCAGAGGGUUGUCAUACACCCAGCCUUCAAUGGCACCAACAUGGACCACGACGUGGCUCUGUUGGAGCUGGUGGUCCCGGCCCCCAUGUCCUACACCAUCCAGUCUGUCUGUCUCCCCUCCCCGGUGCACCGAUUCCUCAAGAAUGCAGAGUGCUACAUCACAGGCUGGGGAUCCAUGAGGGAAGGAGGUUCGUUGACCAACCUGCUGCAGAAAGCUGCAGUGAACAUUAUAGACCAGGCAGACUGCCAGCAGUCGUAUGGAAACGUGCUGACUCCUACCAUGAUGUGUGCUGGUUCCAUGGAGGGAGGCAGAGACACCUGCUUGGGAGACUCUGGAGGGCCUCUGACCUGUCGUGAGCCCUCUGGCCAGUGGUUUAUUGCUGGAGUGACCAGCUGGGGACAUGGAUGUGGCCGAAUUGGUUUUCCAGGGGUUUACACUCGCGUUACGUCUGUAAGGAAAUGGAUAUCUACAUACCUGCCUUUCUGAAGAGGAAAAAUAGAUGACAAAAUACACUGACGGGAUUUUCCUGAUACAUCUCCAGAAAACUGUACUGUACAAGGACCAAAGUCAUGCUAAAAGCCACACAUUAUGACCUGUGUGAGGUGCUGUCAUAGGUGCUGUUUGUAAUACUGUGCAAUCAUCUCAACUGGGACCAUCCUCUUUCAUAAUGUACUGAAGAAAUAUGGAGAAUACUGAACUGUGGCUUUCGGACACUCUCUUAGCACAUGCAUGAUUGAAAGUAUUUAUUUCAGUUAUUUAUUUUCCUGACCGGUAACCUAACUGUACAUGGUGCAUUUUUAUUUUUUUCAUUUUGUGUGGGGGCUCAUAAUAUAUUUGGUUCAUUUAUCGGUAAAUUUCCUUGUCUUUUUUUUGUAUCUAUUCUGAGAAAAUAAGACAAAGGUGCAAUGUAAAAGUUAUAACUGAGAGGUGGGUUUUCUGGGAAAAAUAUAGUUCUGUAUGGAAAAAGUGGAAUUAUCUUUUAAGUAAUUGUGUUGAAGCAAUGAGAUGCAAAAAAAGGGCUCUGAUU
Centropristis striata (black sea bass) is the source of this 3154-nucleotide messenger RNA. RefSeq names its product transmembrane serine protease 9 (gene tmprss9). NCBI's taxonomy places the organism in Eukaryota, Metazoa, Chordata, Actinopteri, Perciformes, Serranidae. Gene Ontology annotation, molecular function: protein binding; serine-type endopeptidase activity. Gene Ontology annotation, biological process: proteolysis. The coding region runs from base 214 to 2613 and encodes 799 amino acids. The record is from RefSeq and is a predicted model, not a curated record. The transcript has 16 exons.